AUGAUGUUACCAAGCCCGGUCACCUCCACCCCUUUCUCAGUCAAAGACAUUUUGAAUCUGGAGCAGCAGCAGCAUUUCCACGGAGCUCACUUGCAGGCGGAGCUGGAGCAGCACUUCCACUCGGCUCCCUGCAUGCUGGCUGCGACUGACGGGACACAGUUUUCUGAUGCAGGGGAGGAGGACGAGGAAGAAGAGGGAGAGAAACUGUCCUAUUUGAACUCACUAGCUGCUGCCGAGGGCCACGGAGAUUCAGGUCUCUGUCCACAAAGUUAUGUCCAUACAGUCCUUCGAGACUCUUGCAGCAGGCCCAAGGAACAAGAAGAGGAGGUUGUGAGAGAACGGAGCCAAAAAAGCUGCCAGCUGAAGAAGUCUCUAGAAGCGACGGCAGACUGUAAGGCGAACGAGGACGGCGAGAGACCGAAGCCGCGCAGCCGCCGGAAGCCGCGGGUGCUCUUCUCGCAAGCUCAGGUCUUCGAGCUGGAGCGCAGGUUCAAGCAGCAGCGGUACCUGUCGGCUCCCGAGCGCGAGCACCUCGCCAGCAGUCUGAAGCUCACGUCCACGCAGGUGAAAAUCUGGUUCCAGAAUCGCAGGUACAAGUGCAAGAGACAGCGGCAGGACAAGUCCCUGGAGCUGGGGACGCACGCGCCGCCGCCGCCACCUCGCCGCGUGGCAGUGCCGGUGCUGGUGCGGGACGGCAAGCCGUGCGUCACGCCCAGCGCGCAGGCCUAUGGCUCGCCCUACAGCGUGGGCGCCGGCGCCUAUUCCUACAACAGCUUCCCCGCCUACGGCUACGGGAACUCGGCCGCCGCCGCAGCAGCAGCGGCUGCAGCAGCAGCCGCGGCCGCGGCCUACAGCGGCAGCUACGGCUGCGCCUACCCGACAGGCGGUGGCGGCGGCGGGGCCUCGGCAGCGACCACCGCCAUGCAGCCCGCCUGCAGCGCUACGGGAGGCGGAUCCUUUGUGAACGUGAGCAACCUGGGAGGCUUUGGCAGUGGUGGCGGCGCUCAACCCUUGCACCAGGGCGCCGCAGCCGGGCCGGCGUGCGCACAGGGGACCUUGCAGGGCAUCAGGGCUUGGUAA
This is a messenger RNA of Chionomys nivalis (European snow vole), 1080 nucleotides long. RefSeq names its product NK2 homeobox 3 (gene Nkx2-3). Gene Ontology annotation, cellular component: nucleus. Gene Ontology annotation, biological process: regulation of transcription by RNA polymerase II; cell differentiation. NCBI's taxonomy places the organism in Eukaryota, Metazoa, Chordata, Mammalia, Rodentia, Cricetidae. The record is from RefSeq and is a predicted model, not a curated record. Bases 1 to 1080 code for a protein of 359 amino acids. The transcript is spliced from 2 exons. Gene Ontology annotation, molecular function: DNA-binding transcription factor activity, RNA polymerase II-specific; RNA polymerase II cis-regulatory region sequence-specific DNA binding.